AUGGAUCCUCUCUUUAUUUCCCCGACGAUGACCUGGAUGCAGCUUUCUUGGCUGAACUCGACCAGGUCGAACAAAGAGUUGUACAAGAAUCUCAAGUGGCGUCUUCUUCCAGGUUACCGCAUCGAGACGUUCCUCAAGUCCAUGGUACUGGCGAGUCCACGUCCUCUGCCCCAGCCUCAGGAGCAGCUGUGGCGUUACAACCCCAAUUGCAAUGUGUAUCAGACUCACGAACGCCCCAUAAUCUUACGGGUUAGGUCUUCUCCACAGAAAAGGAAAAAGACCGAUGCUGAAUCACAGUUGAAAGAACACAUCGAACAAGGUUCCACUCUACCUACCAAAAGGGAGCGCUCAGACGACGAUGUCGAGAUAAUUUCACCGAAGCGGAAAGGGAAAAUGAAAGCCGACAAUGAGAUGCGGCAGAUUCUGUCGAGUUAUGAAGAUGAAUUGACUUGCCCGAUAUGCUUUGAUAUAUUUGUUGCUUCGCAUGUAGGAAAUCCAUGCGGCCAUACAUUUUGCGGCGACUGCGGCUGGCAAUGGCAUGUUCAAAAUAAAAAGAAAGCCUGCCCAUUUUGCCGCAUUGAUCUGGCGGAGUCAAUGCCCAUGAUACCAAACAUUGCCAUGGAUAAUACAGUCGAGAAGCAUAUCAAGGCACUUGCAUCAAGUGGCGUUCGGGAAUGGGAACCAGGUGGGCAAAAGUUCCGCGAAUGGGACGCUCGAAAGCAGGCAUGGCACAACGGCAUGGCCAAACGGGAGCAACAGAAGAAGAUAUCACGACGAGCAUACAAGCCUCCACCAGUAACGACCCAGACUAUGUGGAUAGCGAUGACGGACUCGUUCCAAGACCUAUCCAGCGAGCUCGCCGACGGAGAUGAUAUUGAGGACUUCGGUAUUGUACUUACCAUCAUGAAUGCUAAUCUUAAUGACGUCAUUAUUUCUACUCUGUACUUUGGUGGUCAGUCAACAAAAACUAGUCGGGACUGGGUCUACCCCUCCCGCCACAGCCCUGUCCUGUCAAUAUGA
Psilocybe cubensis is the source of this 1020-nucleotide messenger RNA. RefSeq lists its product as uncharacterized. Gene Ontology annotation, molecular function: ubiquitin-protein transferase activity. The coding region runs from base 1 to 1020 and encodes 339 amino acids. The record is from RefSeq and is a predicted model, not a curated record. The transcript has 10 exons. Gene Ontology annotation, biological process: protein autoubiquitination. Lineage: Eukaryota; Fungi; Basidiomycota; Agaricomycetes; Agaricales; Agrocybaceae.